AGUAACUGCGUUUUAUCAGGGCAUUCUACGAAGAGCAACAUAUUCUUCACAUAGACCCGUUUGUCUGUAAUGCAAGGUAAACAACAACAACAACAACAACAACAACAACAACAACAACAACAACAACAAUGUUGCUGUUAUUGACAGUGGGAGAUGCCAGCUGUCACGGUGAAGGACGUCAACCAGCAGGACUUCGUGAAGGCAUUGUCGGCUUUCCUUAAAAAGUCUGGUAAACUGAAGGUCCCUGAAUGGGUGGACACAGUGAAACUGGCAAGUCAUAAAGAGCUGGCUCCCUGUGAUGACAACUGGUUCUACACCAGAGUCGCCUCCACGGCGCAACACCUGUAUCUGAGGGGUGGGGUGGGGGUGGGCGCUAUGAUCAAGGUCUACGGUGGACGGCAGAGGAACGGCGUGUGCCCCGCCCACUUCAGCGUGGGCUCCAGGAACGUGGCCCGGAAGGUCCUGCAGGCGUUGGAGGCCCUCAAGAUGGCGGAGAAGGACCCCAAUGGCGGCCGGAGACUAACACCUCAAGGCCAGCGAGAUCUCGAUAGGAUUGCUGGUCAGGUGGGUGGUUUUGUGUUUGAGAAGAAUUCACGAAAAACACAAAAUAAUAGGAUUAUUAUGUCACCAUAAAGCUUUUUCCGCUUUUCUCUAUGUAUCUGUCCGUCAACUUCACCACCCAUGAAUCAACUCUCUUUUAUCUCUCUCUCUGUCUCUCUCUAUCUCCCUCUCCCUUUCUCUCUUCCCCUCUCUCUCUCCCUUCCCCUCUCUCUCUUUGUUGCUCGCUUUGUAUAUCAAAGGUUGCUUCAGCGAAUAAGAAACAGUGAUGUUCCUGAAGGCAACAAGAAGAGCAUGCUAACAUCAUAGCCAAGUUAAUUGCUUGAAUGCAUUCCUGCCUGUGCACUUGACUUUUAGACGCCUCUAGAAAACACUCACUCAGGUUGAGGUUCCAUGUUGGGAUUAAAUAUUACUUGCAUGAAGGCCGGAAAUUCUUCUGCCGGUGAGUGGUUUUAAUAUAAAGAAAUUGGUGGGGAAAGAUCUGCCCUUGACUUCGAAAAGAAAUUCUGAACACUGAGGACAUAAGGUCAAUGUUAUCCUGUAUGCUCGGCGUGUUGAAAGGACAAUGAAUAACGCACGUUGUACAUUCCAAUAAAAAAAAAAAAGAAACACCGAAAAACCGGAGCUUAAAUGCCACUCACUUUAAUCAUGCAUU
Messenger RNA from Gadus macrocephalus (Pacific cod), 1213 nucleotides. RefSeq names its product small ribosomal subunit protein eS19-like. The record is from RefSeq and is a predicted model, not a curated record. Gene Ontology annotation, molecular function: RNA binding; structural constituent of ribosome. Gene Ontology annotation, biological process: translation; ribosomal small subunit assembly. Gene Ontology annotation, cellular component: cytosolic small ribosomal subunit; ribosome. Bases 154 to 633 code for a protein of 159 amino acids. The transcript has 5 exons. Lineage: Eukaryota; Metazoa; Chordata; Actinopteri; Gadiformes; Gadidae.